Messenger RNA from Stereum hirsutum FP-91666 SS1, 1155 nucleotides. RefSeq lists its product as uncharacterized. The transcript has a single exon. The record is from RefSeq and is a predicted model, not a curated record. The coding region runs from base 1 to 1155 and encodes 384 amino acids. NCBI's taxonomy places the organism in Eukaryota, Fungi, Basidiomycota, Agaricomycetes, Russulales, Stereaceae.
AUGGAUACAGCUCGGAAAGAGUCCGCCACACGCUCCAAAUACUGGGAGAAGACUCAGGCCAGUGAUUUAUCCGGUGGCGUAUAUGACCCAUUCUGGCGCGACCUCCCCUAUGCCGAUAUUCAUCUCUCCAUCACUCCAGAUGUUCUUCACCAGCUCUAUCAGGGCGUCUUUGCUCACAUCCUUACCUGGGCCACUGACAUCCUUGGCCCCAAAGAGCUUGAUCAUCGUAUUCGCACCCUUCCUCCUUUCCAUGGUACACGCCACUUCAAGAAGGGCAUAUCUGCUCUUUCUCAGAUCUCUGGCAGUGAACGAAAAGACAUGGCCAAGAUUAUCCUAGCCUGUCUGGUUGGUCGCGUAUCUAACCAAGCUCUUCUGGCCUUUCGUUCAAUUCUCGACUUCAUCUACCUUGCCCAGUACCCCACUCAUAACGCCGAAACCCUUGGCUACAUGAAGGAUGCUCUCGCCACCUUUCAAAAACACAAGGACGUGUUCAUCAAACUCGGCAUACGCGAACAUCUCAAUAUACCCAAGUUCCACUCCCUCCUACAUUAUAUCGAAUCUAUACGUCUCUUUGGCACGACCGACAACUACAAUACCGAAAUGUUUGAACGACUCCAUAUCGACUUCGCUAAAGAAGCCUGGCGUUCCACUAAUCAUCGAGACGAACGUCCCCAGAUGGUCCGUUGGCUUGAACGCCGAGAGAAGAUGGCCACCUACGAACAUUACAUCAAACGCCACAUUCCUUCCACAUUCCUCACCGACACCUCUUCUUCCUCUCAUGAUCGUACUGGCACUGGCGAGAUCACCAUCAAAGGUACUCCAGAUGUACCCAGCGCCUCAAUCAAGUCCAUUGAAGCCAAACAUUCAGCGCCAGGUUUUGAACGUGCUUUGAAGGAGUUCGUGAAUAAACACAGUAUUCAGCGUACCUCUCAAAAGGACAUUGCCACGAAGAGUCUUCCCUUUGAUUCAGUGAAGCUUUACUAUACCUUCACUAUGUCACGAGUGGAGCUGGGCCAUACAGAGGUUCUUGGCACGUCUUUGGACACCGAGGUUGUGAAAGCAAAGCCACAUACAGGUAAACAAGCUUCUCGUUUUGACACUGUAAUUGUACUUGAUUCUCCAGAGGCUGAAGCUACUGGAGUUGAAGGUUUGUAA